Tilletiaria anomala UBC 951 is the source of this 4130-nucleotide messenger RNA. RefSeq lists its product as uncharacterized. Gene Ontology annotation, cellular component: ERMES complex. Gene Ontology annotation, molecular function: lipid binding. Gene Ontology annotation, biological process: mitochondrion organization; phospholipid transport. NCBI's taxonomy places the organism in Eukaryota, Fungi, Basidiomycota, Exobasidiomycetes, Georgefischeriales, Tilletiariaceae. The transcript is spliced from 2 exons. The coding region runs from base 456 to 3974 and encodes 1172 amino acids. The record is from RefSeq and is a predicted model, not a curated record.
AAUCAAUUUGUUGCUUGCUGCGAAAUCCGCUUGAUGAUCUCGAUAUCACUUGCGGACGUUGGGAACAUGUUGAUGUGCAGACAUGAACCGGAGAUCGACUCGACCUGCCGAUGUCUCAUGGCCCCUGCAUUCUUCAGGACGAUUGAGCUUCAGCUUCCGUGCUUCCACUCACAGGGUUCAGUACUGUCAGAGCAAGGUCUCGACCACGCGUGACAACCCACGCGCAAUGCCGCUACCAAGCACGAGCGCAACACGGAAUGACUAAUUCGAUGCAUGCGAAAUGAGCUUAGGCUGCUCGAGACCCGAUCCAUCAACACAAGAGCUGGUCUCCGUCUUACCAAAAGUGGCAAAGCUUUAACUUCUUUUCAAGCUGAUCACGACAACACUUGCAUUAGGUUCUGUGUCUCUACUGAUACCACCUUCAAUCGCCACACGCUUCGUGGAACUUGAACAAAAUGUCCUUCAACUUCCGUUGGCCAGAAUUCUCGGAGGGAUUCCAUAACGAUGCGAAAACGAUGCUCGAUAGUGCGCUCAACAAAGGUGCGAAGCCCAAGGUCAUCGCUGAUGACAUCAAGGUUGAGGAGUUAGGUAUGGGCACGAUAGCGCCGGAACUUGACAUCCUCGAAAUAGGCGACCUCUCGAUGGACCGAUUUCGGGGCAUCUUUCGCCUCACGUAUGCAGGCGACGCGCACUUGGUGUUAUCGACGAAAGUACAGGCCAACCCACUCAGCGCAGCGCGUGGCUCACCAGCAAGCACCCCUGCCGGUGAUGAGAGUGUAGAUAAAGCAGGGUCGAUGGGGGGCGACUCUGCAGCGGCUGCCACGCCCGACCUCGAAGAGACGCCUUCGUCUCCAUUUGGCUACGGCCGCCAAGACGACUCGAUCUGGUUCGGCGCUGCGUCUCCCUCUUCGAAUCCCUUAACCGCAUCUCUCUUCCCCGCCGCUGCCAAUCGCCGUGGAGGCAUACUGUUCGCAGCUACACCGCUCAUCGUGCCGAUGAAGCUGCGUCUCUCCCACCUGCGCCUUCGCGCCAUUAUCGUCCUGAUCGUCAGCAAGGCCAAGGGCAUCACACUUGUCUUCAAGAAUGACCCACUGGAAAGUGUCAAUGUGUCUUCGACAUUCGAUUCGGUCGGCGUCAUCGCCAAGUACCUUCAACAAGAGAUCGAAGGCCAGCUAAGGGAGAUGUUCAGGGAGGAUCUGCCGAGCAUUAUUCAUCGGCUCAGUCAGAAAUGGCUGCUUGCUGGCUCCAUGACAUCUGCUGCUGCUGGUGAUGCCGGAGGCGGGCUAUCCCCUGCUGCCAAGGCGGAUGGGGCUUCGCAAAAGGAAAAGGAACAGCCGCCAGCACGUUCUGCUUCCGAUACUGCUCUCAAGCUUCAGGAGCCGCUGCGAAAGCCUCUGUCGCGUGCUCAGUCCGCAUCGGCAUCUGCGCAUCCAAAGGGUGGGAAGGCAGCUUCAAAUGCAGGACCAUCGCAGUGUAGGGGGCCGACAGGUAGCAUGGGAAGAGCACAGACGGCGGCUUCGACAUCAGGGAUAGAGAAAGGGCACAGAGGCAAGGCUGCUUCUGUCUCUGGAACAUCCGUGCUCAGCCAAGCACGUAAGCGCGAUAUGGGUGGCAAGUCUUCCUCUCAAGCCUCCAUGAGCUCAAUUCUGGGCUCAAGCUCGACGCUUGGAGGCUUGUCCUCUUCAUCCAGCACAGCGCGCACGACCCCAUCGCCUGGCCCAGCUCCAGGAUCCCAGGCAGUUGGAAAGUCGCCUUCGUCCCCCUUCACUUCAUCUUACCUUGCUUCAAUGCUGGGCGACUACGACGGCAGCGAGCAGGACUUGUACGAUCCCACCUACGGCUUCAAAGCGGAUGAUCCACUCACUCCUGCACCAGGUGCUGGGGGUGGCCCACCAGGGUUCAGCGGGCUUGGGAGUCUAGUGAAAUCCAAAAAGCCAGGUAUGGGAUUGAAAGAGCUUGUUCCGCUGUCUCCGCCAUCUUCACAGACUGCGACCCUGACCGAAGGCCAUGCGCACUGCGAAGCUAUGGGCGUCAUGGAUGGCGAUGCUGAAAGCGUCGAUCCGAUCGAAAGUGACUUUGAAGGCGCGGAAGAGGACGCGCUCAAUUUCUACUUUCCUAGUGUCGAUCGUGACAAUAGCGAGCAAGACGAUGAAAUUGAUCAUCUCGACAGGCUUAGGGAGGGCCGCGACGAAGAGGAAGAGGAUGAAAGUAGCGAUGAUGAUAACGAAGAAGAGACAGAUGACAGCGAGGCAGCGGAUGAAAGCCAGCGCAAUGCAAGGGCUGACUAUGGGGAUGAUGUUGAAGACGACCCAAACCCCGGCGACUUUUCGCGCUUUGGCUAUCCACCGCCUACGGCUGCGUAUUCUGAAACAGGCGUAGGUGAUGACGGUCUUGCAGCUGCAUUUGGCAGCAACUCCCCUCGGCAAGACAGCGCGCAUCGUCACCACAAGAGGACGAGCAGUAAAGGUGCUCGCUCCACUUCUUCGCGUGGACCAUCGCGGUCACUCGCGGCUGCUGACGGGCGCAGCAACCGGUCAACCCCACUGCAGUCACCGGAAGUUGAGUACGAGACGGUCCCUGCGGUCGGCGGCGGUGUAAUCACGCGCCCACGAACGUUUCACUUCGUCAGCUAUGCACAGGCGCCGGAGCUCUCGCCUGAUGAGAUGGAUGGCAGCUUUUGCGCCGACUCUUUGAACCGAAUGGGUGACGAUACUGUUCGCGGCCUCGGCAGUGGCCGUGCAUCAUCAACACAUGCCGCAAGCAGCACAUUUGGAGGAAAGAGCAGUAGAACAGCUACCAUAAUGGGCCUAGACUCUCCAAGGCAAGGGUAUGGGAGGCGCAGGGCUCCAACGGAAUGUGCUUCCUCGCCUAAGCGAGACCGGUGGACCAAUUGGGUCAAGGAGGAAAGUGAUGAUGAAGAGGAUCAAGGUUCUCAGAUCGAAGGGCAUACUCUCCGUGAUUCGCGUCGCUGCGCUUCGCAUGCGAGCGAGCUAAGCGCCGACGAGAAGCGCUCACUGGACUCUCUCCCACCCGAGCCGGUCGAUACCUCGUCGUAUGAGUUCAGAACAAGAGAGUACCGACAACGAUAUGGCGUCGCAGUGGAACCACACUGGCAGCGCAGCAAAGCAGCAAGCCGGCCAGAGCUUACGCAACGCCAUUCGAACACAAAGCCGACUCCAUCUGGGCUGUUGCAGCCACUGCCUCUGCGCGACACGAACUCUGUACUGCCCUCUACGUCCAUGACGCUCGAUGCCUCGGCUCAUUUCACAGACCUUGUGUAUUCACAUCAGACGCUGAGCCCUUUCACCCGGCCGGUAGAGCAUUGCACUGUUCGCUCUGCGCCUCUGACGCCUGGCUUCGAGCCGACUAUGUCAGGGCACGCUUCGUCACGCACUAUCGCAGCGGCCGCUGGACUCCUGACACCUACCGGCGCAGCCGAUGCUCUCACGGGGGCUCAUUACGCAGUCGCUCCAUCGCAGCUUCACUCGCGCUUGCGCGCGGCCAUGGCUGAUUCAUCGACACCACCGCCCGGUGCUGCUGGCCUGAAGCACUUGAGCGCCCUACCCAAGGCUUAUGGUGAGCGAUGGUCGGCUCACAGCCAGGCCGUCCCAAUCGAAGCGAAGCAGGAGCAGCAGCCUAAGGGGCGCAGACGACGAACAUUCAAAUUGGGAAGGGGGAGCGGAGACACCACGCACCAAAACAAUGGGGACGAUGAAAGGGCAGCCGCCUCGACAUCCUCUCGACUGACGAAACGGGCAGACUCGUUGCCAGUCUCGGCUCCCGCUUCUCAUACCAACUCGUCUCGCUCGAGCAGCCAGAGCCCGAAAGAAUCGCUUCUCGGCUCUGCUCGGUAUCGACGUGGUACCACUGUCGGCUACAGCACGCACGGGCAUGCUUCUUCCCACCAUCACCAUUUCGCCAGCAACGCCACGACCAGAGUCAGCGCGGGGCGCUGGGAUGCGAUUCGAGAAUAAGAGAGAAAAUACCCCAUUUGGUUCGAAACAAUUGCAUUUUGCAUUGAUUGAAGGACCACAUGCUACGACUAUUUUGUUGUAUUGCUAAAACAGAAAGGCAAAAGCGCCCACUGUAGCGAGCAGCGGUCGCCGACAGACCCUACGCAAAUUCAUCAC